AUGCUUCAUGCAAGAAGCACAUCCAGGUUAUCGAGCAUCGCUCUGACGACGCCGCCCCUUCGGUCAAUCCUCAUUCGAGCGCUGCAUGUCUCCUCAAUAGCGAAUGAAGUCGGAUCAAGAAUAGCUCAAGCCGGUAGUCCACCAAGAAUUGGAUCAUCGAGUGGAACGUAUGAGAGGAAAGAACGAACUCCAUUCAGCCGUGAUGGGGACAGAAACCAAUUCGGACAAUCCCAUCGAUCGAGUAAGCCUGCUUUUGGUAAAAAAUCGGGGGGAUUCAAUCAAGACAGGCCGGCUCUUAGAAAACCGGAAGGUUACAAUCGAAAUAAACCUACAUUCGAUAACAAGCCUGAUCAGGCAUACAGCCAAUCAUACGAUAAAGGCAGGCAUCUACCCACCUCAUCUCGAAGAUUAGCUUCUUUCGAGAGUCCUCCAGCUCGUCGUCCUAUACGACAGAGUACAGCCAAUGUAACUGAGGACAAUCUCGAAAGAACCCCAUCACCUCGAUUUCCUAAAGCGCAACCGUUCGAACCACCCACCUAUACUUCUCCUAUAACUCUAGCAGAUCCCGCUCAGGCUGAACCACAACCUUUCAAACGCUUCAACCUCACUCCUGGAUUACUUGAGUCUCUGGCAUCGCAAUUCGGUGUCGAAGGUAAAACAACGCCAAUACAGAGCUUGAGCUUUUCCGGCUUACUGUCGGAUUCGGAUGAAGCAAGUCAAAGGGUCAUUCUAGGCGCUGAGACCGGUAGUGGAAAAACAAUGGCUUACCUCGUUCCCUUGUUCCAUCAUCUCAAAGCUACUGAUCCUGGUCAGGAAUCAAAUGUAACAGCCGAUACUUCUCUACAUCCUCGAUCCAUCGUACUUUCACCAACUCACGAGCUCACUCGACAGUCUACGAGAUUCGCUAAAUCGCUCACGCAUACCACAAAGCUCAGUGUGAUGGGCUUGAGUAACACCGCUGCUGGAGGAGUGGGAGCAAGAAGAGGUGCAGUGGAUGUCUUACUGGGAACGGUAGGAAGUAUAAGGCGAAUGUUAGGCAUCCGGAAAGACAAAGAUGAAGAUGAAGAACUGGGCGACGUUGGAGAAGGUCUGUGGAAGAAAGAAGAGAAGUUUGGUUUAGUCAAGGGCGAUAAAGUAGAAUGGGUAGUCAUUGAUGAAGCGGACGUUCUGCUUGGUGCUGAUUUUCUACCUGAAACCCUAUCAAUCCUAUCAACCCUUCCUCUUUCCCAGUUGAAUCUGAUUCUGUGCACAGCUACUCUUCCACCAUCACUUCUUAAUUUGCUCUCAUCCCAUUCAUUAUUCCGCUCAACUCAAUUCACUCAUCUGCUUUCACCUGGAUUACACAAAUUACCAGCUAAACUUGAAACUCGAUUUGUACCACCUUCGAGAUCCGGUAAUCGACUCGCAGAUGUUGCUCAUGAAGUAAGACGAGUCUUUGCCGACGAUGCUAUCAAAGCGAAAACGGACGUCACUGUCGAGAAGUCAAAAGAGAAAACUAAGAUCGUUGUGUUUUGCAAUUCUGAUAGGAAAGUGGAACAGCUCUCGAGGACUUUGGAGAGUAAAGGAUUACCAUGUUUAGCUUGGACAGGAGAAGGUGAACAUCGUGUCAGAGGAAGAAAUGGUGCAUUAGAUGAUUUCCUCUUGACACAAUCAUUGCCGAAUCGGAAGUUCAAACAAGAUCACGCUUCAUCAACAUCAAACGCAUCUGAAGAACCGAUCCAAACGACAACAUCUAAUUCACCAAGAAUCUUGAUCACGACAUCACUACUUUCAAGAGGCUUAGACUUUUCACCUUCCGUCUCAUCGGUGUUCCUCCUAGAUCCUCCAAGAGACGUAUUAGAUUUCGUUCACCGGGCGGGAAGAGCAGGGAGAGCUGGUAGAGCUGGACGCGUCGUGGUGUUCGGUCUAGGUGACGGAAGUGGUGUAGGUAAGACAGGUGAUAGAAAGUCGAAAGGCCGAGAAUUGCAAGUUGGAGAGGUUUUGGGCAAGAGAGAGAUCAGAAGACAGAUGGUUGGUGGAAGAGUGAGACGUGCUAGACUAUAG
Kwoniella shivajii is the source of this 2043-nucleotide messenger RNA. RefSeq lists its product as uncharacterized. The transcript has 2 exons. Bases 1 to 2043 code for a protein of 680 amino acids. The record is from RefSeq and is a predicted model, not a curated record. NCBI's taxonomy places the organism in Eukaryota, Fungi, Basidiomycota, Tremellomycetes, Tremellales, Cryptococcaceae. Gene Ontology annotation, molecular function: nucleic acid binding; ATP binding.